This is a messenger RNA of Eutrema salsugineum, 1009 nucleotides long. Its product is annotated as PRA1 family protein B5. The coding region runs from base 217 to 855 and encodes 212 amino acids. NCBI's taxonomy places the organism in Eukaryota, Viridiplantae, Streptophyta, Magnoliopsida, Brassicales, Brassicaceae. Gene Ontology annotation, biological process: vesicle-mediated transport. Gene Ontology annotation, cellular component: Golgi apparatus; endoplasmic reticulum. The transcript has a single exon. The record is from RefSeq and is a predicted model, not a curated record.
CGGUCCGUAUUGUAGUUACAAAGAGCAAAUGGUUAGCUUUAAGAUGAAGCAAUUAGAGCAACUUAAAAACGCGUAAUUAUAAAACCUAUAAAUGCACAAGUGUUUGUGUAUGUAAGAAGAAAACGUCUCGAUCUGUAAGCUCAUCGACCUUCCAGAUCAAUCAAUCGUCGCUUUCUCUCCCUUCCCCAAAGCAAAAAGAAAAAAAAAAUACGAAUAAUGGUAUCGUCAGAUCAACAUGUGCUUCCGGUUUCCACCGCCGCUCAGGCCCCAAUGGUAACCGCCGCUGUGGCCGAAUCGCAACCUCCAGCCGUGCGGGCAUUAGUGAACCGCGUAACCGAAACGGUCCGUGAUGGUCUAUCCCGCAGCCGUCCAUGGUCGGAGCUCCUCGACCGAUCCGCCUUCACCAAGCCGGAUUCUCUCGCCGAGGCGGCGACGCGAUUCCGGAAGAACUCAUCUUAUUUCAGGGUGAAUUACGUCUGCAUCGUAUCUCUCAUCCUCGCUUGCUCCCUUCUCGCCCAUCCAUUCUCUCUCGUCCUCCUCCUAUGCCUCGCCGCUUCUUGGCUCUUCUUCUACCUCCUCCGUCCUUCCGAUCAACCUCUCGUACUCUUCGGCCGAUCUUUCUCCGACCUCGAAACUCUCGGCGCCCUAAUCCUCUCCACCAUUGCCGUCAUCUUCCUCACCAGCGUCGGAUCUGUUCUUUUCUCUGCCCUCAUGAUCGGAGUAGCGGCGGUCUGCGUCCAUGGCGCCUUCAGAGCUCCCGAUGAUCUCUUCCUCCACGAGCAAGAUCCUGCCGCCGUCGGGAUCCUCUCAUUCAUCGGUGGCCCCACCACCUCCGCCGCGCCUUCCGCCGUGUAAUAAUAAUCCUUCUGCUAGUUUUUCAAACUGACGGUGGAGAUUGUUUGCUACCGUCAUUUGUCUUGGUUUGUAAAUUAACAGAUCCUUUGAAAAGCCAAGUCGGCAAAGUUAAAUUAAAAUAUUGUAUUUUGUUUGUUUGAUUGAUUCCUCCGUU